Orcinus orca (killer whale) is the source of this 920-nucleotide messenger RNA. RefSeq names its product keratin-associated protein 11-1. Lineage: Eukaryota; Metazoa; Chordata; Mammalia; Artiodactyla; Delphinidae. Gene Ontology annotation, molecular function: structural molecule activity. Bases 43 to 534 code for a protein of 163 amino acids. The transcript has a single exon. The record is from RefSeq and is a predicted model, not a curated record. Gene Ontology annotation, cellular component: keratin filament.
AGCCAGUUUCUGCAAGUUACUCACAUCUCUCCGUCCGGCACCAUGUCCUACAACUGCUCCACAAAGAAACGCUCUUCCAGGCUGAUUGGAGGACAGUACACUGUGCCAGUGGCCCCAGUUGCCACAGUUUCUACCCCGGAUGUCGACUGCCUGAGUGGCAUCUAUUUGCCCAGCUCCUUCCAAACUGGCUCCUGGCUCCUGGACCACUGUCAGAAGACCUGCUGCGAGCCCACUGCUUGCCAGCCAACCUGCUACCAGCCAACUCCUUGUGUCUCCAGCCCUGUCCAGGUGACCUGCUCUCGGAAGACCACUUGUGUCUCCAACCCUUGCUCAACUCCCUGCAGCCGGCCGCUCACCUUUGUCUCCAGUGGCUGUCAGCCCCUGGGCGGCAUCUCUACUGUGUGCCAACCAGUGAAAAGUGUCUCCACUGUCUGCCAGCCGGUGGGAGGAGUCUCCACCAUCUGCCAACCAGCCUGCGGGGUCUCCAGGAUGUACCAGCAGUCCUGCGUGUCCAGCUGCCGAAGACUUUGCUGAGUUUGCAGAGGCCCGUGAGCGAAUCAAGACUCCACGACCUGCCAACUGUGUUUCCAGGAUCUUCCAACAAGCUGCCUGUCCCUGAAUAACUCUUCAUUGCUGACCCCCUGUUCCGUCUGAUUGCUGGCUGCCAGGCUUGAAUAAGCUGACUUUGGCAAUCUAACGUUUUUCUGGCCAGCACCAAUCUUGUUUUAGGGGUUUGAUCACUGGUGGCACGUAUACCUCUGGAUGUUUCCAGAAACUUACCACCGAUGCCCCAGUCUCUAGUGGCUUUGACAUGUUUUGACCUAGUUGCUUUGUCUUCUAGCUUGUUUUUGUGCCUCGGAAAAAGGGAACUUGUUUCGCUCUGUAUUUCUCAAUAAACCUUAAUUACUUGGCAUUGCAAA